This is a messenger RNA of Pediculus humanus corporis (human body louse), 1182 nucleotides long. Its product is annotated as mitochondrial 50S ribosomal protein L37, putative. NCBI's taxonomy places the organism in Eukaryota, Metazoa, Arthropoda, Insecta, Psocodea, Pediculidae. Gene Ontology annotation, biological process: translation. Gene Ontology annotation, cellular component: ribosome; mitochondrion. Gene Ontology annotation, molecular function: structural constituent of ribosome. The coding region runs from base 1 to 1182 and encodes 393 amino acids. The record is from RefSeq and is a predicted model, not a curated record. The transcript is spliced from 6 exons.
AUGAAGUUUACUGAUGUAUUAUGGGCUCAUAAUAUAUAUCGAAUAAUAAAUCGUCAUUGGUAUAUACAAGGAAAACUAAAAGUUUUACCAACUAAUUCGGAAAAAGUUUUAAAUGAAUAUGGAUUUAAUGUUGAAGACAUAAAUACAUAUCUUUAUUCAAAUAAAACAAAGCAGAAAAAUGAAGUGAGUAAAUUAAAUCAAGAUUUAAAUUCUGAAGUAAAACCAUGUUUUAUGUACAAAGAUGACCAAGUUUUGUUAGAAGGAUUAAAACAAGCAAAAGUACUUACCAAUACCAUUGAUUAUAAUGAAUUACCUGAAAAAAUAGUUGAAUUAGAGAAAAGUUUUAAGUUAACUGAAGAAGUACACUCGAAUGUAAAAAGAAAAAUAUUGCUUUCUUGUUUAUUAGAAUCUACACAGACAAAACUUCCAAAAAGAAAAGAUCCAUUAAGACCUGCUUGGAAUUUUCCCAGAGAUUAUGGAAUAUCGGAUGAUAGGAAAAAUGAAUUAUUAUGUAAAAAUUUGAUGAUGGCAUGUGAAAAUUAUACAAAAAAGAAAAAUUGUUCGACUGUAUAUGAUACAUUUUUUUCCGUACCAUUUGAAGCUCAUGGAAAACAAAUUCAGUUUGAAAUAACUAGUGAAAUUUUAGUUACAACUUCUGAAAAACUAAAACCAAUAACUAAUCCUAAUUUAACAUUUCAUGAAAAUUUGCCAAUUAUUUAUCCAACUCAUUGUACCAUUAGUUUAUUACCAUGUAAAAAUUAUGUUAUGGAUAAUAUUUAUCCAUUAAGCAUGAAGAGUAAAUAUCCAUUUGUUCAAACUGCUAUAUUACAUUUAAAUUAUUCUCAAAUGAAAAAAAUUUGUGAUGAAAUAACAGAAGAACAAAUAUUGGGUAGAAGUCUUUUAAAAGGCUUUACCAUUGCUGCUGCUCAAGCAAGAGCUGAAUAUGGGAAUGAAAUAAGUGAAUUACCUGAACCAGUGGUUAUCCCAAUUGUUCACACAGAUGGAAGAAUGUUUCAUUUUUCAAUAUAUCAGUUAAAUACUUUAAAUUUAGACAAAGAGACAAAUUUGAAGAAUAUUUUUUGGAGCAUUCCAAGAAUUCCACUGUAUGAUGAAUGUCAGUAUAAACAAGGGAAACCUGUAUUAGAAAAUUACAAUUCUGAUACAAACAAUAGUCAAGUUUAA